AUGGUCAACUCAGGGUGCCUCUCGCACCUACCGGAUACUCGAGAUAACCCCAGACCACUAGACUGGAUUGAGAAGCUAGACCCAAGCAGUUACGGCCACUUCGAGGAUCCUGAGACUCAGCAUAUCACAUGGUGUAACGAUCGUUCCUGUAUGACGACACGCGAUUUGAUUAAGUUCUAUACUAUCAUCGCUCAGGCUGAGUCUUUUCAAGGUGACUUCUCCCGUGAGAAGUUAACAGAAACACUGGAAUCUUUAGACCACUCAGUCAAGGGAAAAGUCAAAAGUCAGAUUAGCUGUAUUACUUGCGUUGGCCAAGAUAAACUACCUAUCGGUGGUGCUACACGGGCCGGGGUAAUUAGAGCGGAAAGUUUGGAUUGUAUAUAA
Fusarium redolens is the source of this 384-nucleotide messenger RNA. RefSeq lists its product as uncharacterized. The transcript is spliced from 2 exons. NCBI's taxonomy places the organism in Eukaryota, Fungi, Ascomycota, Sordariomycetes, Hypocreales, Nectriaceae. The coding region runs from base 1 to 384 and encodes 127 amino acids. The record is from RefSeq and is a predicted model, not a curated record.